CUUGAUUCCAGUGCAUGAGACAGGGGAGACAGAGAGCACAGAAAGAAGGGGAAAGAGGAGACCCUGCCACAAAAGAGACAUCUUAAUGAAUUAGCAAUCCAGGGAACAGUCGUGAUUUCGACAUGCCUUUCCAUGUGGAGGGGCUGGUUGCUAUAAUUGUAUUCUAUCUGGCAAUCCUGCUUGUUGGAAUAUGGGCUGCCUGGAAAACCAAAAAUAGUGGCAGCGAUGGAGAUCGCAGAGAAGCUAUUAUAGUCGGUGGAAGAGAUAUAGGCUUACUAGUUGGUGGAUUUACAAUGACCGCCACCUGGGUUGGAGGCGGCUACAUCAAUGGGACAGCAGAAGCUGUAUAUGUUCCAGGCUAUGGGCUGGCUUGGGCUCAAGCACCUAUUGGAUACUCCCUUAGUCUGGUUUUAGGUGGUCUAUUUUUUGCAAAACCCAUGCGUUCCAAAGGCUAUGUGACAAUGUUAGACCCAUUUCAACAGCUUUAUGGAAAAAGAAUGGGAGGGCUGCUAUUUAUACCUGCUCUUAUGGGAGAAAUGUUUUGGGCUGCAGCCAUCUUCUCUGCAUUAGGUGCCACUAUAAGUGUGAUCAUUGAUAUUGAUGUCAACAUUUCAGUGAUUGUUUCUGCCCUGAUUGCAAUUCUGUACACUUUGGUGGGUGGACUAUACUCAGUAGCCUACACUGAUGUGGUUCAGCUUUUCUGCAUCUUCCUGGGGCUGUGGAUCAGUGUUCCUUUUGCAAUGUCACAUCCUGCAGUUAAAAACAUUGGAUUCACAGCAGCACAGGAAGAGUCUUGGCUUGGAUCCAUUGAACCACUUGAUGUUUACUCCUGGCUUGACAAUUUCUUUUUACUGAUGUUGGGAGGCAUCCCAUGGCAAGCAUAUUUUCAACGAGUUCUUUCUUCUUCAUCUGCCACAUAUGCUCAAGUAUUAUCCUUUCUGGCUGCUUUUGGCUGUCUUGUGAUGGCCCUUCCUGCAAUACUCAUUGGCGCAAUAGGAGCAUCAACAGAUUGGAACAGGACUAUGUAUGGUUUACCAGACCCCACGGACAGAAAAGAAGCAGAUAUGAUUUUACCAAUUGUGCUUCAAUAUCUUUGUCCUGUCUAUAUUUCUUUCUUUGGCCUUGGUGCAGUAUCUGCUGCUGUGAUGUCAUCAGCUGACUCUUCAAUCUUGUCAGCAAGUUCCAUGUUUGCUCGAAAUAUUUACCAACUUUCAUUUCGACAAAAUGCCACAGACAGGGAAAUAGUGUGGGUCAUGCGAAUCACUAUUUUCCUCUUCGGAGCAUCAGCCACAGCAAUGGCACUCCUAGCUAAGUCAGUUUAUGGACUCUGGUAUCUCAGUUCUGAUCUUGUUUACAUCAUCAUCUUUCCUCAACUCUUAUGUGUGUUGUUUAUCAAAGGAACCAACACUUAUGGUGCCAUUGCAGGCUAUUUGUUUGGUCUUGUUCUCAGAAUUACUGGAGGAGAACCAUAUCUCUACCUACAGCCCUUGAUCUUCUAUCCUGGCUACUAUGCAGAUAAAAAUAAUAUAUACAUCCAACGAUUCCCAUUUAAAACACUUGCUAUGCUCACCUCCUUCUUUACUAAUAUUGCAAUUUCCUACCUAGCAAAAUAUUUAUUUGAAAGUGGUUCUUUGCCACCAAAAUUAGACUUCCUUGACGCUGUUGUUGCAAGGUACAGUCAAGAAAACAUGGAUAAAACAACUCUUGUAAAAAGUGACAAUAUUAUAUUAAAUGAGCUUGCACCUGUGAAUCCUAGGCACAGUCUGACUUUGACCUCAACUUUCACAAAUAAAGAAGCCUUCAGUGACAUUGAUUCAAGUCCAGAGCUAUCCAGUGCUGAAGAUAACUUAGUAACCAACACAAAAUGAAAUUCUGCUUUCAGAUAAAAUACAGUGCAAUGGGGUAUCCCAGGAAGAAUGGUAAGAGGCAUUUUAGCAGAAGGAAAACAAGGACCAGGAAUGAAAUGCCACUGCACAAUUCUUUACAUCACUUCUAUGAAAGUGGGACCCUGUGAAAUAAACUGUUAUAUUUUAUUAUCAUGUUUGUUGCUAUUGGGUAGUGAAAUAUCAAAGGAUAAAUUCCUCAUAUCCCCACCCACUCAAAGAGACCUUGGUACUACAGAAUUUAAUAAUUAUAUACAACAAAAAUAAAAGAAGAGAAGAGAAAACAGUGGGAAAAUAUUUAGAUCAGUCAGUAAAUAAAGAUACUUGACAUUUUAUAUUCAGUCAUCUAUGAGAUUAUAAUAUGGUCAAUCUAAAAUAAUGAGCAGUCAACAUUUUAUUGGCACUAUUUGAAAAAUACCUGGUCACUACUGUGAUUCAUUGCUAAUUAUCAGGCUUCUUGAAUAGGAAGUAAUAAUUAACAACCUUUCUUGCUUUUUCUUAUAACAAAUAUCAUAAAAAGAGGUUCAGUAUUUUAUUAUUUCUACUAAAGUAAUUAAAGGUGUGAUUAAUAAUAAGUUCCUUGUAGGAGGGUUAAAUGUAUUAUACGUAGAAAAGGUUAAAAAAGAUAUCACUAUUUAAAAGUGGUGUUAUCAUAUUUAUACAGUAUGCAAGAUAACCUUAAAUAAAUUAUAUUACUAUUUAUGCCCUUCCUUUCUAUCACUGAGUGGCUGUCACCAAUAGAGGAUAAAAAACUUAUUAAUAAAAAAAAAGCAAUAAAUUGAGUUGAAAAACUAAGCUCUGGGUAAAGUAAUAGGAAUUUAUGCUUUGUAAAAGUAAAUAGAGUUUUGCAGUUGUGAAAAAAUAAACAAUUUCUUUGAUCAGUGUCAAAAUGAAUUUGGGACAUAAACAGUCUAUUGAUGUGGAAAUGUAACAGUCCAUGAAUAGUAGGGAGACUCAAGAGACCUGGAUGGAACUUUGUAGAAAGCUUUUACUUUUCAUCAAAAAAACAAAACAUUUUGAAAUAAAAAAUGCUAUCUAUUUUGUUUUGGCUGUGCUAUGAAAAGUCUAAAUUUUCUGUGGAAAGUGGACAUGUGGAAAAUUUCACCUUGUUGAAAUCCAAAUUUCCAACCCAAUCAAGGCUGGCACCAAAUUGCAGAGCAACCAAUAGGAAAGGCUCAUCCACACACCCAACAGAUUGCACAGUGAUGUUUAACAGCCAAAUGGAAUCCACCUUUGUUGGGAGGGCAAUAACUGGUCUAUCCCAGUGCCUCUUUGGAACUCUAGGAUUGGUCAGCAGGUGGGGUAUCACCCAUAAAAGGCAGCACCAGACUGCUCAAUCACCUGACACUGCAACCUAAGAAUAAAUAAAAAUUGCAGUCACUUGACCAUAUCUUAGAUGUCUGUGUCUGUUUCCAUUGUUACAGUCUUUUCCCAGUGGGAGGCCUAACAACUAAAUUGCUCUACAAUGAAAAGUUAUACUGCAGUAGCACUCCAAUGAACCUUGAAAAAUUAACAGAUCACAGAAAAGUGUAAAACUGAAAUUCAUAUUUCUUUCUGUGUUGAUUACUGGUGAUAGUUUCUUACUUUGUUAUUUUGGAAUAAUGUCAGUUAUUCUGAAAUAACACUGCUGUGUAGAAAUAGCCUAGCAUUCAUGAAACUAUGAAUUAUAGCAGAGAACAAAAAAAAUGUAAGAAUAAGUUUUGCUGCUAAAGGAAGAAGCCAUCAACUUUUGCAUUCAGUGUCAAUGUAACUGUCACAAGGUUGAUCCUUACAUUACUUUGCUCCUUUUGUGGAGUUUUAAUGCUAUAUGUAUAUUGUGUAUGUACAUACAAUUCAGUUUGGAAAUAUUAAUGUUUUUCCAAAAGUCUUAUUUCAAAAAUAACACUGCAUCUCAGCUCUGAAUGUGCACCAUAUGAACUGCAGUAUUGUAUUUUUUUAAGUCAUGCUCUAAGGACUGUAGAUUCAAAUUAGGAUCUCCUUCAAAUGCACACAUGGUCCUAUAUACAGCAAAAAUGCCAAGUUUCUACUGUGUGAGUGAGUAGAAGAGGAGAUUCAGAUCACGUAGGGAGCUCCAUUAGGCCAUGCGGAAGGGAAAGGAGAAGAGAAAGGACAGGAAAGUUGCUGGAUUUUGUCCAGUGGGUGUAUGCCCAGUUUAGAUCUGCUAAUUCAAAGAUGACACAGUGAACCAUGCUUGUACUAGCAGCCAUAAUGCAGGUGGCCUGGGCCCUAGUUCCAAGUUGAAUUUGAGGACUCCAUCUGGCAACCAUUUGUAAAUGAGCUAUGCAAAGCCUUGAUACUUUGGCUUUGUAUAGGGGAAGCCAUAAUCUCACCCUUAAGGCUAAAUCCUAACACCUUCCAUGGACUUGGAAGGCUUGAAUGCAGUAGGAUGACUGCAGACCUUUUGUUCAUGGGGGAAGAAUGCCAUGAGGCUGUACUGAGGGGCUGGCUGAGCAGAUGAUGGAAAAUUCCAUUUCACAAAGGAUCUGAGAUUUUGAAAAAUGAUUUAGUUUCAAUUUGGAGUGAAACCCAGAAACUUUUACAUUCUCAGCUAAAGGAAGUGACCCAAAAAAAGUUUGGAUUGAAUGAAACAUUUGGCUAAGAAACAAUCAUUAUUUCACUUUUGACUUUUCAAAUUACAUGUUAUAAUACAGAAUUUUAAAAAUUCAAAAUGAAAUGUUUCUAAAUCAAAAUCUUUCAUUCCAAAAAUAGGGAAAAAGAAAGGUUCCACAUUAUCAAAAAAAUAUUUCUGGUUUAUCUCCUAAGUGAAAUGUCAGUGAAACUAAUACAAAUGUAUUUCAGUUUCAACUGAAUUAUAUUUGCUGGUGGAAAAUGGUUCCAUCCAAGUUUUCCCAACCAAUUCUAAAUGGAAGUUCCAUAUCUGUUGCUCUUUGAGUAGCUUUAUUCCAUGGCAUCACAAUCACAGCAGAGGGACCAGAAGAGUCUGGGAUGUGGGCACUGGCUCCACAACUCUGCCAAUCUACAAACCAAAUCUAUAUGCUUGCCUAGAGGGGAGUCAUAAAAAUUGCAGCGGAACUGUACUGAUGCUCUCCUUCAAGUACUGGAAGAUUCCAAGGUCCUCACAGACAACCCAGCAUAAUGCCUGUUUGCAAGACUUAAUUCAUCCUAGAAACUUUGGCAGGUAUAACUAUAUCACUCAGAGUUGUGGAAAAUCCCCACCCGAGCGACAUAGUACACCACCCUAACCCCCAGUGUAGAUAAUACUAUGUAGACAGGAGGGCUUCUCCCAUUGUGGGACAUAGCUACUGCCUUUCAGGGAGCUGGAGUACCUAAUGCCGAUAGGAGAAGCUCUCUCAUCAGCACAGAUAGCUUCUUCACUAAGCGCUACAGUUGCACCACUGCAGCACUAUAAACUUAGAUGAGCCCAAGUCUUCUUGCUUUAGUUGAGUUUAUCUAGCAUUAGAGAACAAAGAUGUGAAUAAAAAUAAGGGCCAUACCCUAACCUUGACUUUUUCAAAGGAAAAAAACUAGAUUUUCACAUGCAAAAUGACAAUAGGAUAUAGUUCUUCAAAAUAUGACUGCCAAAUGGUUCAUCAGCCAACUUUGUUUUGACAUAUAUCUUUUGAUGUUUCUUUCCUAGCUUACCAUUUUUUAGACAAUAGUGCUAAUUCCUCUAUACAAACAACAGGGCAAAAUUAUGGAACAAGUCCAUUUUCAGACAUUGAGAUCAUUAUUUCUAGGCCCACCAUUGUGGAUAAAGUAUUUUUAUCAUGAUUGUAUGCUUUAUUUCCAUACGUUUAAAAUUACCAUGGAAAACAUGCUUGUUUGGUAGAUCUGUAGAAUUUUCUGCAUGAGAUUUGUUCAUAACAUCAAGCUUAUUGCAUAGCCAUGAUAUCAAAAAUGAAUGCAAAUAAUCUAUGAACUAUUAUUACGUCUUUAACUGUCCACAUAGGAUGAUAUGUGUAUUAUAAAUAAAAUAAUCUUAUGUGAACCUGAACUGAAUGUAAACUUCAAGUGAAUCAAGUACGGCAACAAAUUUAGCCUUUUAUUUUCAUAUAGGACAAUAUUUUAGGGUUUAAAAUAUAAAUAUCAUAGAAAUAAAAUGGUCAUUUAUUUUGCCUUUUACCCUUUAAGGUCAUUUGAAUUAGUACAAUGUGUAAUUAGGCAGUAAGUUAUUGUAAGUCAGCUAUUUAACAGGGUAGUAUUUGUGGCUAUUGAUAUAAAAUGUAUAUUUUUGUCUGUGUCAGAAAUAUUAUAUUAAAACUCUGUACAGUACCUAACAAAUCAAACAAGCACCAUACUAUAGAUGUCUAUGUUUAAAUUGCAUCAGUACUGUAUUAAAUAGUGCCCAGGUCAUUCAGGAAAAUAUUGUCUAGUUUUGGCUCUGUUUUUGUCCAUCUAUUAAA
Messenger RNA from Pelodiscus sinensis (Chinese soft-shelled turtle), 6247 nucleotides. RefSeq names its product solute carrier family 5 member 7 (gene SLC5A7). Gene Ontology annotation, biological process: choline transport; synaptic transmission, cholinergic; neuromuscular synaptic transmission. The record is from RefSeq and is a predicted model, not a curated record. Gene Ontology annotation, cellular component: dendrite; axon; perikaryon. Gene Ontology annotation, molecular function: choline:sodium symporter activity. NCBI's taxonomy places the organism in Eukaryota, Metazoa, Chordata, Testudines, Trionychidae.